ACACUGGCAGGGGCUAAAGCAGCACUGGGUCCAACAGCAGGAUGCAUUGGUUAUGGCAUGGCAAAGGCAGCGGUUCAUCAGUUGUGUCAGAGUCUGAGCGCACCAAAUAGUGGUCUUCCUCCGGGAUCUGCUGCAGUAGCAAUACUUCCAGUGACUUUGGAUACACCCAUGAAUAGAAAGUUCAUGCCGGAUGGUGAUGUCAGUUCCUGGACACCGCUGGAGUACAUAUCAGAGCUGUUCUAUAAGUGGACUACAGGAGAGAACAGACCUCCUUCAGGUACUCUGAUGCAGCUGGUUACUGCAGACGGAGAAACGGAGGCUACACCGGUGUUAUGAUUAAUAUAAUGUAUGAUAUUCAAAAUCCUUCAAAUCAAGCCAAUAACCCACUACUGUAUCUGCAUUAGUGACACUUUUUGUCCUAUUGCCUUUUUGUUUACAUGUAAACAUCAACAUACUGUAAAUUGUAGCGCUUAAAAAUAGGAUGAUUGCAUAAAAAUGUCAAAGAUAUUGUUUAGUAAAUGUGAUGACAAAAUAGCAAUGAAACUGUUCUAUUUUGAU
Molecule: messenger RNA, 558 nt
Organism: Sinocyclocheilus rhinocerous
Lineage: Eukaryota; Metazoa; Chordata; Actinopteri; Cypriniformes; Cyprinidae
Product: dihydropteridine reductase-like
Exons: 4
Biological process (GO): L-phenylalanine catabolic process; tetrahydrobiopterin biosynthetic process
Cellular component (GO): cytoplasm
Molecular function (GO): NADPH binding; 6,7-dihydropteridine reductase activity; NADH binding
Source: RefSeq, a predicted model, not a curated record